CGCGUGAUGACUCUUAAAUGCCGAUUAAGUCAGGUAUCAUUAUGUAUAUGCCUUGUUGAAAUCCGAUGUGCAAAGGAGAUGUGAUGACAGGCCUCGAAUCUGAUAAUGAUCCGCGCCCUUGAAUCUAGAACUCCCGAAGCCGGGGAUAGGGAGUAUGUAUCUCAUGGUACUCAUACAUUUAUUACAUGGAUUAUGUUUCCGGCAAGCUGGAUCUAACACUGACAGGAACGAAAGUCCAAAGCUACCUACUCUCUACAUGUCGGAGAGCGGGUUAUUAGAAGUAUCUCUAGGUAUGUAUCUUGGAGGUUGUCCAUCGCAAUGUUUAGUAAGGUACCUGUCUAUAUCUUACUGCGAAUCUGUGCGUAGUACUUAGGAUAUCAUCGUAUUGAGAUGCUUGUAAUCUUGAGCUAUCCCCUCAGAUUGGUGCAUAACCGGGUUUCAAGACUUAAUCAAAUGACG
Messenger RNA from Annulohypoxylon truncatum, 459 nucleotides. RefSeq lists its product as uncharacterized. NCBI's taxonomy places the organism in Eukaryota, Fungi, Ascomycota, Sordariomycetes, Xylariales, Hypoxylaceae. The transcript has 2 exons. Bases 155 to 373 code for a protein of 72 amino acids. The record is from RefSeq and is a predicted model, not a curated record.